This is a messenger RNA of Menidia menidia (Atlantic silverside), 279 nucleotides long. The record is from the annotation of a GenBank genome assembly. Lineage: Eukaryota; Metazoa; Chordata; Actinopteri; Atheriniformes; Atherinopsidae.
AUGCUCUUCCGUGAAGACGUGGCGGAGUGGGACAGCCCGCAGACCGACGAGCAAACGCCGGCGGCUCCGCUCUUCCACGUGGACCCUGUCAUUGACCCAAACAAACUCCGGUCUCCGUGGCAGGCUGGGGCGGGGCGGGGCGGGGGGGGCGCGUGCAGCUGCCGUUGCGCAGUGCAGACCGAGAGGGAGGCGCGCGCGCGCCCGCGCGAGCGAACGAGCGAGCCGGGCGGAAUGUGGCAGGAGUUCUCCAGAUAUGAACCUCGAACCUGCCGGAAGUAG